Fundulus heteroclitus (mummichog) is the source of this 14932-nucleotide messenger RNA. RefSeq names its product lysosomal trafficking regulator (gene lyst). Gene Ontology annotation, biological process: intracellular protein localization. The record is from RefSeq and is a predicted model, not a curated record. Gene Ontology annotation, cellular component: cytosol; membrane. Gene Ontology annotation, molecular function: protein kinase binding. Bases 413 to 11893 code for a protein of 3826 amino acids. The transcript has 53 exons. Lineage: Eukaryota; Metazoa; Chordata; Actinopteri; Cyprinodontiformes; Fundulidae.
GUUAGCUAGCUUGAGCCCGCUUUGUUUUGGUUAUGUUACAGUGCGAUAGGACCGGCGGCCCGACGUAUUUGUGUCCAUUUCAGCUUAAAGCGCCUUGUACUGAACUAUUAGUUCACCUGAAAGCAGUUUUCUAAGAAUAAGCUGCGAGGACUAAUGUUUUAUUUGUAGUUUAUUUUAUUUUAUUGCAUUAAUACCCCCCUUAACAUCAUGCCUUUCCAUCCAGCAGCCCCGCUUUAGAAGCGGCUACGCGGCGCAGGGAAUCAUGGACCUGCGAUGAGAGACUCGGGAGAACCUUCGGGGCUUUUUCCGGGGCGCUUCCAGCCUCCCGGAGGAUAAGAAAGGAUCGCCGUAAAUCCUCCCCUCCCACGACUUCCUCGGGAAGCGCCUGGAGAACCUGCAGGGCUGGGAAGUCAUGGCCCACCUGCAGCAGACCGAUCUGUCAUACGCGUGGGAAAAGUACAUGGACUGUAGACUGCAGGGAGCCGAUCUGCAGAUCAGCCUUCAGAGUCUGGAGAAUUUCCUCUGUCUCUUCCACUACGUGCAGCACCACUCCAAUACCAGCACCAAAGAUGCACUGAAAUUUUGCUCAGACAUGAGUGGGGCCAGUAACACGCUGGCCAGAGAGUUUCUGACUGAUGUACACCAGCUAUGCAGCGCAGUGGCCCAGCGAGCCGAGGCGCGGGAUGAAGACGAGGAGGAGAGUCACAUGGUGGCGCUGGGCGAGUACCUGGUCAGGGGGCGGGGCUUCUUGUUGCUUAGCACCCUGGAUGCCAUCAUUGAUCAGGAGCUGACUUGUCGGGAAGAGCUACUUACGCUGCUGCUGUCCUUACUUCCUCUGGUCUGGAAGAUUCCUGUGCAAGAGGAAAAAGCCCCAGAUUUCAACCUGCCAUCCCUACUUGAAGUAUUCCUUAGCCGGGAGGUGAAGGUUGUCCCGCUCAGGGCCGGCCAGAAGGCUGCGACAGACGAGCAGGGCGCUGGGAAGAGGUCCCGUGUCGGCAGCGGCACCUGGAAGUCGCGGAGAUCACGCAGAACGUCGCAUAGGUACUCUGUGAAAGAUGCUCGCAGGUCCCAGGUCUCCACCUCAGAUUCAGAAGCCAACUCCGAAGACAGAGCCGCUGGGGGCUCGGGUGGAGCGAGGAGCCGAAGACCGCACGGAUCCACCGUCCAGGUGAGCUGCCAGCAUCACCGCGCCGAGGCCUCACAGUUGACAUCCACCACCGGCAACACCUUUACAGACACCAUGAGCGCGCCGUAUCCCCACCCCAGAGGGCCCGGCUCUCAGAUGGUUGACAACGACACCCUGACGGACCCCGCAGCAAUAUCCAUUUUCAACCGCAUGGAGAACUCGCCCUUCGAUCUUUGUCACGUGUUGCUUUCGCUGCUAGAGAAGGUGUGCAAGUUUGACAUGAGCAUCAGUCACAACCCGGGCCUGGCCGUCAGUGUUGUGCCAACCCUCACGGAGAUCCUGACCGAGUUUGGGGACUGCUGCGGUCCAGGGGGAGGAGGGGGGAUGGGGGCGGAGGACCUCGCCGGAGGCUGGACGGAGGAGCCGAUCGCGCUGGUUCAGAGGAUGAUACUACGCACCGUGUUGCACUUGAUGUCUGUGGACAUAAGUCAGAGCGACAGACUUCCCGACAGCCUGAGGCGAAGUUUGACAGACCUGCUGCGAGCAACUCUUAAAAUCCGCAGCUGUCUGGAGAGGCAGAACAACCCUUUUGCCCCGCGACCCAAAAAGACUUUGCAGGAGGUCCAGGAGGAUUUCUCGUUUUCCCGCUAUCGCCACAGGGCUCUACUACUUCCUGAGCUUUUAGAAGGCGUACUGCAGAUCCUCCUGAGUUGCCUCCAGGCUUCAACGCCCAACCCUUUCUUCUUUAGCCAGGCGCUGGAGCUCAUCCAUGAGUUUGUCCAGCACAGUGGCCUUGAGCUGUUUGAGGCCACUGUGCUGCGAUUGGAGGGACUCGGGAGGGCCAGCGCUGACGUGGGCAGAGAGGCUUCGGAGCGCUUACGGGGUCUCGUUGCCGGGGUCUUCAAAAUAAUCAGUGCUAUCAAGAAAGCAAAGUCAGAGCAGCUCCACCAGUCGGUCUGCGCUCGCCGCCGGCACCGUCGCUGCGAGUAUUCCCACUUCCUGCAUCACCACAGAGACCUGUCGGGCUUGCCCGUCUCUGCGUUCAUGCAGGCCACCAGACGCAACCCCUUUGAGGAGGACGGUGACGGCUCGGAGGGAACCGACGGGGAUACGAUGCGUUACCCCGAGAGAUGCUGCUGCCUAGCCGCGUGCGCCCACCAGUGUCUCCGGCUGCUGCAGCGCCUCUCGCCCACCGGGCCGUCCGUGCUGCAGGUGUUAGCCGGGAUUCAAGCUGUUGGUAUCUGCUGCUGUAUGGACCCUCGCUCGGUUGUAGGACCCCUUUUACACGCCUUUCAAGCUCCAGGUCUCCGUAGUUAUCAGUCCCAUGUACUCGGUGUGCUAAGCAGGCUGAUUUUAGACCAGCUUGGAGGCGGUCAGCCAUCAGAGAAAGCUAAGCUGGCCUCUUGUAAUAUCUGUACUCUGGACAGCAGCCAACUCCCUGGUCUGGAAGAGACAUUGCAACAAGGAGACCCUUCAGCUAUCUCCACCAGUCUAUGUUACCGCUCCCAAGGCAUCCUGCCAAGUGGAGGCGGUGCUGAGGACAUGCUGUGGAAGUGGGAUGCUCUGGAGGCCUACCAGGAGCUAGUGUUUGGCGAGGACUGGCAGCUGAGCCAGCAGAUAGCUGGCCAUGUGUGCCACUUAACACUACGGGGCAAUGCUAUAGUGCAAUGGCAGCUCUACACGCACAUCUUCAACCCUGUUCUGCAAAGAGGGGUGGAGUUGGUCCACCAUGCCCAGCAGCUGGGAGUUUCUACCGUCUGCUCUCAGGUCUGCAGCUACCACACACAGUGCCUGCCUGUGGAGGUCCUACUCGUCUACCUGCAAACAUUACCAGCACUCCUCAAGUCAAGAGUGGUUAGAGACCUUUUCAUCAGCUGUAAUGGACUCAACCAGGUGACGGAGCUCGUCUACCUCGACCAGACUCGCUCUCUGGCUUUGAAGGUGUUCGAAACGCUGAUUAUCGGAAUCGGCCAUCCGCACAGCGACGGGCUGCUUCACGAGCUAGAGAGCGCCGACACCAAAGAGCGGGAGGCCAUCCUGGGCCUGGCCGAGGAACUGGGCUCCAGAGGGGUCGGCGAAGGCCCGCAGAGCCUCAGCAAGUUCUACGAAGGCCUUAAGGAGGCGUACCCGCGACACAAGAGCCGUGCCGCGCAGAACCACGGAGCAGGACGCAGCAGGACGGAGACCCACCUGCACGUGAUCAACCUCUUCCUCUGCGUGGCCUUCCUCUGCGUCAGCAAGGAGGCCGACUCUGACCGGGACUCUGCCAACGACUCCGAGGACACCUCGGGUUACGACAGCACGGCGAGCGAGCCUCUGGGAGGACGCCUGCCUUAUCUGUCCCCGGACAGCGUGGCUCUGCCCUCCAAAGAGCAGCUACGGCGUGCCGCGGACGUCUGGUCGGUGUGCCGCUUCAUCUACAUGGCCAGCCCCCUCUUCCAGCGGCAGUUCUUCCGGCUCGGCGGGCUGGACGUGUGCUUGCGCCUCAUGGUCAUGGUAAUCCAGAAGCUCUCUUGUAAGACCAAGGACGGGAAGGCGAAGAAGAAGAGAGAGGGCAAAGGGAAAGGCAGCCCCGAGUCCGCGGUUCCGGCGGCUUCCCUGGGAGCUGAAGAGCCGUCGUGUGAAUCAGGAGAUCUCCACAGUCUGGGUCCGACUGAGGGGAAGGCCAAAGACCCGGGGAAGAGGCUGGAGGAGCAGUGGCAGCUUCAAAGUAUUCGCCUUCUUGAGGCCUUGUUGGCUAUUUGUCUGCACAGCGCUAACUCGGCCAUGCAGAGGAUAGAACCGGAGCUUUCUUAUCAGCUUCAGUCUGUGGAGGAGACCCUGUUCGAGGUGAGGGACCAGCUGUCGCGCUCCGGGGUGGUGAACUCUGACCUGGCUGUGCCGCUGUUUGACUCUCUGCUGCGUGUGGCGUUGGCUCAGGUGUCUUCGUGCACCAGCGCGCCCGAGGAGAAACCAGAGAGGAAGCUCCAGGUGUUUGCCGAGGGGGCGGCUCCAGCAGGAGAUCUGUCUGAGGAGGUGGAUGAGGCGCAGAGCUGCAGCGUCAGGCUCCCGGGGGAGGAGGAGGGCUACGACGCUGAUAGCGAGAGCAACCCGGACACCAUGAAGCAGCAGGAAGAGGGAGGGAAGGUGGAGCCUGCGGGGUUACGCGGGUUUGCGGCAGCGGCGGAGGAAGGGCCGGAUCGUGGCGUGCUGCUCUUCCCCGAGAUCUGCACGAUGGAGCUGCAGCUUCUUGCCUCGGGCUCCCCGGACCUGGAGGUCCUCGGUCAUGUGUUUCACAGCCUGCUGGGUGCCGUGCACGCCAACCGUCGCAACGCCGCCUUGCUCUAUGACCAGGGAGGAGUCAAAACCAUCCUUUGCAGCUUUCACAACAUCCUCAGUCAAACCGACCUCUCCUUUAGAGAUUGCCAGACGGUGCUGGUGGAGCUGCUGGUUGCCAUGUUGAGCCAGCGCAUCACGGCGGAGGAGCUGGCCCUGUUGAUCCGCCUCUUCCUGGAGAAGACCCCGCCUACAGCUAUAUUACUGAGGGGUAUCCUGCAAAUUGUCGAAGCCAACAUGAACAUGGAGCCUCUUCACUUCCUGACCUUUCCCAUCCUCCACGGGGCCUCGACGCCUGGAGGCUCGUCCCCGGGCUCCAGGCAGACUUCUGCUGCCGGAGGCAAAAGCGUCAGCGUGCUCUGGAAGGGGAAACUUUCUCCCGGCCGCAGGGAGGGGGAACCAGAGCACCGCCGACCGAGCCACCUCUGGUCGUCACCCUGGCACACGGCCCCCCUUCACCUGCCUCUGGUAGGGCAGAACUGCUGGCCCCACAUGGCCCCCGGCUUCAGCGCCUCCAUGUGGCUGCGGUUGACCGAGCUGGAGGAGAAAAGCGAGGACAAGGACGAAAGCGUCGGCCCUGCGGCGGAGUCCCAUCGCGCCUCGACUCCGCCUGCAACAAAAGCAGCGGAAGAAAGCCUCGUUCAUAUCCUCUCCAUGGGCUCCAAGGCGCUGAUGCUUCAAGUGUGGGCAGACUUCUCUAAAGGCUCUCUCACCUUCAGGAUUUGCAUCGACCCAAACGACGAGAUAAAAGCGGGGCUGCUGGCGCAGGCGGAGUCAGGCGAGGGGUUGUUCAGACGAGGGCGGUGGCAGCACCUCGGCCUCACGUACAGCCAGCAGCCCGAGGGCAAGAAGAACGUCCACGGCCGUGUCGUCGUGUGGGUGUGUGGUAUCAGGAAAUCUGAGGUUUCUCUGGACUACGCUCUGCCUCGCAAGUCCAGCUUAUCAUCUGACAGUAACAAAACCUUCUGCAUGUUGGGCCAUUGCGCUGUCUCCUCCGAGGAGCUGGUAAAGCAGGCCGAGCGCUGGAGCAUGGGCACCGUGCUUCUCUUCAAUGGGUCGCGAAUAGCAUCUGAGGAGGCCUUCUUCCUGUACUCCAGCGGACCAGACCUCACGUCAAUCAUGCCCUGCAAGUACGGCAAGUCAAGUGGCUCAAUCUCCAAGUUCGUCUCUCAGGACGGCCUCGAGUGCGAGGACGUCUGUGAGAUUCUGAUGAAGAACAAAGACAUCGACAGGACAGCGCUGGUUGAGAGCUUGGCAAUAGUGUACGCCCCCAGCAGUCCACGAGUCUACACAAUAUACGAGCCUGUGAUCAGACUGAAAGGCCAGGCCAGGACGGUGGUCACCCAGCGGCCCUUCAGCUCCAAGGAGGCGCAGAGCAUUUCCCUGGACGCAAACGCCUUUAGAUCCCUGCUUCCCGCCGAAACCCACGGCCUGCAGAGUGUCCUGCACAAGAUCGGGGGGACGGGCAACUUUGUCUUCCUCUUUGCACAGACGGUGGAGCUGAGCGACUGCGAGAAGACCCAGGCUCUGGCCCUGCAGGUGCUGCUGUCUCUCUGCAAGCACAACCAGCACCGCAUCCACGAGAUGGACUGCUACCACGGUUACUCCAUGAUCCACCAGGUCCUCAUCAAGUCCAAAUGCGUCGUAGGGUAUCACAUGCUGAAAACUCUGCUGGACGGCUGUUGCAGUGGAUCGGUCCUCGUCCUGGGGGACGACGGUCAGUUUCGAUUGGACACCGAGUCUGUCGCUGUGGUUCAGGAUAUCCGGCUGCUCUCAGACAUUCUGCUGGACUGGAAGAUAUGGGCCAAGGCUGAGUGUGGUGUGUGGGAAACGCUGCUCGCCGCUCUAGAGAUCCUCAUCAGGAUGCACCACCCGCAUCAGGUCUACAACAUCCGCCAGUUCCUGAACGCCGAAGUCGUGCAUCGCUUCCUGCUCACCUGCCAGGUGUUACAGGAGCACCGGGACGACCAUCUAAAAGCCAUCCCUCAGGAAGUGUGUCUGUCCUUCAUCAAAAUUAUCCAGGAAGUGCUGGGCUCUCCUCCGGACAUGGAUCUGCUGAAGCUCAUCUGUAACUUCCUGCUGGCCGUGCACCCGCCCACCAACACCUACGUCUGCCACACUCCGUCCAGCUUCUACUUCUCGCUGCACAUAGAUGGGAAGCUGUACCAGGAGAAGGUGCAGUCCAUUAUGUACUUGAGACGCUCCAACAGCGGAGGAAGGUCUGCCAGCAGCUCGGUCAUGUCCCUCUCCCCGACUGUUUUCGCUGACGGUCUCCAUGAAGGCCAUCUUCACGCUCCUUCGCCUGAACACGGAGGGGACGAUCAGUCCCUACGGCCCCCCAGCUUGGCUCCGUCUCCGUACUCCUCGCCUCUGGUGACGCCUCGGCUCGGCCACGGCAGCUCGAGCGAGGCGGCCGAAGGCGACGGCGCCUCCCUCGCCUCCCGGCACGCUCUCGGCAGCACGGAGACCCUCAGGAAGGUCGGCGGGGACGAGCAGCUCCUGAGCAGCUGCGAAUCAGCCAAGACGAUCUGCGACUCCAAGGAGGAGGCCGCCUCGCCGCGCACCCCGUCCAUCAGCGUGGAGGAGGAGCGGGACGAGUCGGCAGAGGUGGACAGCCUGGCCGAGGGCAGCGUGGGGGUGGUGGAGUGCGAGGACUGGGCCGGCGAGGAGGCGCCGCGUCGCCCCGACAGCCUGAAGGGGAUCCAGUCCUUCCAGAGGAGCCACAGCAACCUGACCAGCCUGGGCCUGGCCUUCCCCUUCCCUAACGGCUCCUUGGCGGCGUCCCGCUGGCCCAGUGCGGCGGACCGAGCCUCCAUGCCUGAAGACUGGGAAAACUACACCUACUCACCCGGCUCUGACCGGACACACAGCAAGGCCGAGACCAACGACAGGUCCAGUACUGAGGACUGCUUGGUGCUGGUCUGCUGCGGACUCUAUGAUCUCCUGAGGGGCGUCCUGCUGCUGCUGCCUGACCUCAUGCUCGAGGAGGUGAUGGACAAGCUCAUCCAGCCAGAGGCGCUCAUUGUCCUGGUCAAUCAUCCCUCGCCUCUCGUCCAGCAGGGAGUCAUGAAGCUCCUAGACGCCUAUUUCACCAGAGCUCAGAAAGAACAGAAGGAGAAGUUCUUGAAGAACCACGGCUUCUCUCUGCUGGCCAACCAGCUGUACAUCCACCAGGGGAGCCAGGGGCUUCUGGAAAGCUUCCUGGAGAUGCUGUUUGGCCGGCCCAUGGGUUUGGAGGACGAUCUUGACCUGGAGGAAAUGGAAAAUAUCUCACCUUUCAGAAAGCGCUGCAUCAUCCCAGUGUUGGGCCUCAUUGAAAACUCCCUUUAUGAGAACUCCUUGGUGCACAACAUCCUUUGUAUGCUGCUGCAGCUCGUCAACGCCUGCCCCAAGCUGGCAGACAUCCUGCUAGACCACGGGCUGCUCUACGUGCUCUUCAACACGCUGUCCACCCUCAAUGGCAUGGAGAACGGCAUUCCCCUGAACGAUUACAAGCUCCUGGUGUGUGACAUCCAGCAGAUGUUAGUCGCGGUGACGAUCCACUCCUGCAGCUCCUCGGGCUCCCAGUACUUCCGCAUCAUCGAAGACCUCAUCACCCUGCUGGGUUUCAUGCAAACCAGCAAGAUGAGACGCACCCAGGAAAUGGCUGUGGCCUUACAGUUCAGAGUCCUCCAGUCUGCCAUCGAGUUCAUAAAGACGACGGCCAACCAGGAACCUGCGAAGAUGAGCAGCGCCGUGAAUACGCCGACCUCGCCGCAUCACGCCAUCUAUCAGAAGCGUAGGAGCAUCGCAGGCCGGCGUCGGUUUUCUCUGGCCCAGACGGACUCUCUCCUGAUGCGGAUGCGCUCGGUGGCCAGCGACGAGCUCCACCAGAUGAUGCAGCGCCGGAUGAGCCAGGAAAACCCCAUCCGUGCCAGUGAGACGGAGUUCGUCCAACGGCUGCAGAGGCUCGUGGUUCUCGCCGUCAACAGACUGAUCUACUACGACGUCAGCGAGGACUUGUUCGACCUGCUGAACAUCCCAGACUCCCCCGAACACCACAUUUUCACGCCUGAUCCGGGGGAUCCAGCGCACGAGGAGAGCGGGUCGUCCCCCUACCCGCACUCUCCGACUCCCUUCAUCCUCCCACACGCCAGCAAGAAGAGUUUUCAGAGGGACAUCCUGAAGCUCAUGAUGGACGGGAUCAAAAUCAGCCUGGGCAGCACGGGCCGUGGCGGAGCCCCGAACCAUCAGUGGCGGAGGAUCCUCUGGUCCUGCAGGGACACUUUCCGGGUGCAGAUAGGUCGUCUGCUGGUGCACACGCUCAGCCCAUCGCUUCCGCUGCACGACAGGAAAGAGGCGCUGGAGUUUGUGUCUGAUCAGAAGCACGUCGACAUCCUGAAGGAGAGCCUCAGCCCGGGACUAGAGCACGGCCCAAAACUGUCUCUGUACCUGUACGAGAUGCUGCACGAUCACAACGACGACCUCAGUAAAGAAGAGCAAGGUAACGUGGGUGUCUUCAUGACGUCUCUGAAGCUGUGCGGCCAUCGCUGCAUCCCGCCCAACGCGCCGCACAAGCACGAUCUGCUCAAGGCCAUAAAGGAGGAAAAAUUUAAGUAUGAAGCUGAAGAGAAAACCAGCAAAGCUGGGUGGGAAAAGAAAAUGGCCAACACUCAGAAGAAUCUAAUCCAGAGGCUUGACGGGAAAUCCAAGGAUAUUUCCAAGAUUGCGGCCGAUAUUACCCAAAACGUGUCUCUGCGGCAAGGCAUGGAGAGGAAAAAAGUCAUCCAGCACAUCAGGGGCCUGUACAAGACCGACCUGAGCGCCAGCCGCCACUGGCAGGAGCUGGUGCAGCAGCUCACGCACGAUCGGGCUGUCUGGUACGACCCGACGUCUUACCCAACGUCGUGGCAGCUGGAUCCCACCGAAGGGCCGAACCGCGAGCGGCGACGGCUGCAGAGAUGCUACCUCACCAUACCAAACAAAUACCUGCUCAAAGACAGACGGAAACCUGAGGAAACCGUGAAGCCUCCUCUCUCCUUCCUGUUUGAGGACAAGACUCAUUCUUUCUUCUCCUCUACUGUUAAAGACAAAGUCACCAGCGAGUCCAUCAGGUUCACCAGACGUUGCACCAGCGUCGCCCCCUCCAGGGAGACAGCAGGGGAGCUGCUGCUGGGAAAGUCUGGGAUGUAUUUCGUGGAGGACAACGCCGCCGAUGCUCACGACAGCCAGAUCCUUCAGGGGGAGACGGAGGCGCCCUCUUUCUCCUGGACGUACGAGGAGAUCAAGGAGGUGCACAAGCGAUGGUGGCAGCUGAGAGACAACGCAGUGGAGAUAUUUCUGACUAACGGCAGAACGUUGCUGUUAGCCUUCGACAACACUAAGUUCAGGGAUGACGUCUACCACAACAUCCUGACCUCUGACCUUCCCAACCUGCUGGAGCACGGGAACAUCUCGGCGCUCACUCAGCUGUGGGGCUCCGGUCAGAUCACAAACUUUGAGUACCUCACCCAUCUGAACAAGCACGCCGGACGCUCGUUCAACGACCUCAUGCAGUACCCGGUGUUCCCCUUCAUCCUGAGCGACUACAUCAGCGAAACCAUCGACCUGCAGGACACAAACAUCUACAGGAAUUUAAGCAAACCCAUUGCAGUUCAGUCAAAAGAAAAAGAGGACCGCUACGUUGAUAACUACAGGUACCUGGAGGAAGAGUACAAAAAGGGCAUUCGUGAGGACGACCCCAUGCCUCCCGUCCAGCCUUACCACUACGGCUCGCACUACUCCAACAGCGGCACGGUUCUGCACUUCCUGGUCCGAAUGCCUCCGUUCACCAAGAUGUUCCUGGCCUACCAGGAUCAGAGCUUUGAUAUCCCGGACCGGACGUUUCACUCCAUGAACACCACGUGGCGGCUGUCCUCCUACGAGUCCAUGACCGACGUGAAGGAGCUCAUCCCGGAGUUUUUCUACCUCCCUGAAUUCCUGGUCAACAGGGAAGGCUUCGACUUCGGGGUUCGUCAGAACGGCGAGAGGGUGAACCACGUGAAUUUGCCUCCGUGGGCUCGCAACGACCCGCGCCUUUUCAUCCUGAUCCACCGGCAAGCCCUGGAGUCCGAGCACGUCUCCCAGACGCUGUGCCAGUGGAUCGACCUGGUGUUCGGGCUCAAGCAGAAGGGCAAAGCGGCUGUCCAGGCCAUUAACGUCUUCCACCCGGCUACUUAUUUUGGCAUGGACGUCUCGGCUGUGGAGGACCCGGUGCAGCGGCGGGCCCUGGAGACGAUGAUCAAAACGUACGGCCAGACGCCCAGGCAGCUCUUCAACGCCACUCACACCAGCAGGACCGCCCCUAAGCUCAUGGAGGGGGAGCUCCCGGCAGCCAUGGGGCUCCUGGUGCAGCUCGCCUUCAGAGAAACACGAGAACACGCCAAGGAAAUCGUCUGUCCGAGCCCGCUGCCCUGGAUCAAAGGCCUGAAGUGGGGCGAGUACGUGGGCUCGCCCUCCGCUCCCGACCCGGUGGUGUGCUUCAGCCAGCCGCACGGAGAGCGCUUCGGAUCCCUGCUGGCCCUGCCGACUCGAGCCAUCUGCGGUCUGUCUCGUAACUUCUGCCUCAUGAUGAUCUACAGCAAGGAGCAGGGCGUGCGGAGCAUGCACAGCACAGAUAUCCAGUGGUCGGCCAUCUUGAGCUGGGGCUACGCCGACAACAUCCUAAGGCUGAAGAGCAAGCAGAGCGAGCCGCCCAUCAACUUCAUUCAGUGCUCACAACUUCACCAGGUGACCAGCUGCGCCUGGGUGCCCGAUGGCUGCCAGCUAUUUACGGGCAGCAAGUGUGGAGUCAUCACCGCCUACAGCAACCGUUUCACCAGCACCACACCAUCGGAGAUGGAGGUGGAGUCUCAGGUUCACCUGUACGGACACACGGGCGAAGUCACCAGCCUGUUUGUCUGCAAGCCCUACAGCAUCCUGAUUAGCGUCAGUGACGACGGCACCUGCAUCCUCUGGGACCUCAACAGACUCUGCUACGUGCAGAGCCUGACGGGUCACAAAAGCCCGGUGACGGCCGUCUCUGCGAGCGAGACCACAGGCGACAUCGCCACCGUCUGUAACUCUGAGGGCGGCGGCAGCGACCUCCGUCUGUGGACGGUCAACGGAGACCUGAUCGGCCACGUCCACUGCAGGGAGGCCAUUUGCUCCGUGGCGUUCUCCAACCAGCCGGAGGGCGUGUCUGUCAACGUCAUCGCUGGUGGUCUGGAGAACGGCGUCGUCAGGCUGUGGAGCACCUGGGAUCUGAAACCAGUCAGAGAGAUCACCUUCCCGAAGUCGAGCAAACCGAUCAUCAGCCUGACGUACUCGUGCGACGGCCACCACCUCUACACGGCCAACAGCGACGGCACGGUGAUGGCGUGGUGCCGGCGGGACCAGCAGCGCAUGAAGCUGCCCAUGUUCUACUCCUUCCUGAGCAGCUACGCGGCCGGCUGACCGCGCGUCUGACGUUUACUGCUGUCCACUUCUCUGCGAGGGGACCUCCUCUUCCUCCUCCUCCUCCUCCUCCUCCUCCUCCUGCUCCGCUCCGCACUGACAGGGAGGAAAAGGACGUGUCCGCAUGGCCUCCACCUCCCUGAACCCGCUCUGACUUUGAAUGACGCCGCCCCCCCCCCAGCGGAGCAGACUCCACCACACCCAGCAUUAAGCAGUGAAGAUGAAAAGAGUGUUAUGUGUAUAUAGAUAUAUAUUUAUAAAGCUAAAUAUUGGAGGUGCGGAUGAAUUUUGGGCUGCAACAGACACUUUUUUUCUUUUUCUUCCUGAGCUUAACAUUCGUCUUAAACUCUUUGAUUCCUCCUGUUUUCCUCUUCUUCUUUUAUUUUUCUCCCCUCCUCUGACCCAGUCGUAACCGUUCCCCGGUAAGCUGCUAUUGUCCGGGCAAAGCCGGAGCCACACAGUGUGAAGAAGAGCCCCCCCGUCUCUCACCUCGGCGGCGCCCGGGUCUCCCACGGCGCCCGCAGCUGACAGAUUGGUGCAGGAGCUGAGCGAGCGGCGCGUGUCGUGCUGACGCGGCGGUUCCUCUCUUUGUGCCUGUCGCCGGGAGGCUUCAUCAUGCGGGGGGAGGGAGGGGGGGCCGCCGGCCCGGCUCUGGUCUGAACAGCGGUGUCACGGCCCCGCCUCGCCCCGCGUCCCAGCUAUGAAGGGGGGGAACUGCAGGGGAGGUGGGCCGGGAUGAAUUGCACCUCGUGCCGCCUGUUGUUCCGUCCUCCUCCUGCAUGCCAGGAUGACGCUGACCUUAACGUUGUGAAUGUGGACGUGACAUUUGCAGUCACCAGCUCGUCGUCUUAACGCCUGCCUGGGCUGCACAUGUCCUCUUGCAUUUAGCAGGGCUUAUAUUUAUGUAUUUAUUUAAAACUGUGGCUCGUGUGUCCCUACUCGUCAUGGUUUUUUUUUUUGUUUGUUUUUUUUUUGUGUGUUUUCGCGCUGCAUUUAACCGCUAUAUAAAAAAAUAAUAAUAAAUCCCACUUUAAGUCCUUUUUAAGAGUGCUCUGAAGCUCGGAGACGCAGCAUUAAGGGCCUGUGGCUGGAGAAGAAGCAGAAUAUGGUUUACAGACACAUGGUGGGGGGGGGGGGCUGGCCUGGCAGUGGAACGCAUGCUAUGAUGACCGGGGGGGGGGGGGGGGAAUACCGUGGUUUUAUGAUUUUUACAGCGAAAUAAAACAAAAAUUAAUAACAAGAUUUAUUUGAAUUUUAUUUAAAACAGAAAUGCUACAAUUAUUUCUUCUGCUGCUAAAACUGAUAUAGGUUCAAAAUGAGUAGAGAUGCAUAAAUCGAUCAACCAGAUGUUAAAAUCAGAUGUUUAUUUAUUUAUUGUUUCGCUUUAUGCAUUAAAUGCAUCAAAACUAAGAGAUCCAACCACCUUUAGUCUAGAAAACCUUCAACUAUUUGGUAGCUAAACAAGAAUCACACAAACUGAUGAAUAACGUUGUUGACUUAAUCACCUCUAACAAAAAACAAAUUUUUUUUUUUUAUAUUUUAUGAUCGUUAAAGUUUGAAUUGAUGAUUUUUUUUUAUGAGUAAAGUCAGAUCCUAAUGAAAACAGGAGAUUAGUAUUGGCCAUGAAAGGCCUGUGAAGCGCAUCUCUAAUUCUGACAUUUCACUGUUAUAACAUUUAUUAUUUUGAUACAGACUUGAGGAAAAAAAGCAGAAUAAACCACCCGAUAAGUUCAGCAGUAAUUUUGCAGCUGAUCGUGGCGUAGAAUAUUGUACCUUUUAGCUGUUCUGCUCUUUGUCGAGCAACACGGCCGUCCAGAAAGCCGUUACCUCCUCAGUUAGUCGGGCUAUCAGCUCAGGUGUAAUCUGCAGUCAGCCGCCUAACGGAUCCGUUACCGUAGUUUUAAAAGCAGAAUAAUAAGAGCGGCGGCAGAUUUGACGGCCGCAUUUCUCUCUCUUGCAAGCGAGAGAAACGUAUAGCUUUAUUCUUUCAGUCAGCUGACCUGCAGUGUGCAGCAACAGGCAGGGGAGGGGCUCUGUGGCACUUUUCUCUGACAUCUCAUUCAAACGCCUUUAAACCACUGGAACGCUGCGAAGGAAAGUUACUGCAUUAACGUUUUUGAUUAGCCCGUGCCUCGUUAGGAGCUUUUGAGUAAUAUUAAAAGGUUUUGACAGGUGGGAGUUUUAGACCAGUGGUGAUGGGUAAGCGUCUCAGACCCGUAUACACUACACCCAUCCAUGCAGGGAAGAGGAGACCAGCCUUUGAACCCUUACACCCGCCCGGAGGGUCCACACAUCUUCUCUCUACAUUCCCACCAAGCUGGCUGCACUUACAAGUUUGGCUCUUAUAAAGCCAAAUAUUUGUCAGAAGCACUUUUUUUGUUUACCAGAGCAGCAGAAUAAUCUGCUCAGAAUAAUCUUAAUGUGAGCAGGGGACUGAUUCAGUGUUGAGUGAAAUAAAUACCAGGAAGCAAUAUCUCACACACAAAAAAUGUCUUCUUUUUUUUUUUCUUUUUUUUUUUUAAAAGAUAUUUUGAAAACAGCUCCUGCGUCUGUGUUGCGUUCUGCAUGAAGGAAAAAAAUGUCUCACAGGUUGUCUUAGAGAAAGGGAAGUUUUCUUCGUUUAUCCUCAUUCUUUUGUCCCACUUUACCCGCCUGACUCUUGGGGGAAGGGUCUUGUUACUCUGUGUGUUUACUGUCUCCAAUGCUUUUGUACAAACGGGUAGAUAAUUCCUGUACGACGCCUCCAAACGGACCUCCUCUUUGCAUCCAAGAGUAUUUUUUUUUUCCAGAAGGUUUCUAAUCUGUUUUGUGAGAAAGUGGGGUCUAAAAAGACAACGUUUUAUUUUUCUGUUAACUUAAGCUAUGCAUAAUUUAGGAUCAUUGUCUUACUUUGUGUUUUGUUCUUGUGCAGACUGCUCCCAGAAGUCAUCUUGUUUUUCUUUUUGUUUUAUACAUAUGUGCUUGUUUGAAUUGACAAACCAAGUGGUAAAUAUUAUAAAUAUAUAUAUAUAUAUAAAUAUCUGAAGAAGUAUGACUACA